Messenger RNA from Vicugna pacos (alpaca), 2110 nucleotides. It is a transcript of the gene KLF17, whose product is annotated as KLF transcription factor 17. NCBI's taxonomy places the organism in Eukaryota, Metazoa, Chordata, Mammalia, Artiodactyla, Camelidae. Gene Ontology annotation, molecular function: DNA-binding transcription factor activity, RNA polymerase II-specific; RNA polymerase II cis-regulatory region sequence-specific DNA binding. Gene Ontology annotation, biological process: regulation of transcription by RNA polymerase II. The record is from RefSeq and is a predicted model, not a curated record.
AUGUGCAACCGACCCCAGCUUGAGAUGGAGCAGGGGGCUGAGGGCCUGAGCCAGUGGCACGUGGCUCCGCCCCAGUACACAGAGGAUACUGAGAAGUCAAUAUCCAUCUUGGGCAUGUCUUCAUCUCCUGGAAGCAGUGGAGUGCACACCUCUUGGAACCGUGGCGCAUCAGGCAUUCAACACAUCCCUCAGUGCACAGAACUGGAGAGGAUCUCCUUGGUCUCUGCUGAGGCACCCAGGCAGAAUGCAAGUGAAAUGGGGCCACCGUUCAGUAUGUCGCUGCCUGACCAUGGUGCGAACUACUGCCCCCAAAUGACUUUCACUCCUUCCCAGAUGACUUACAGUCAGGGAAUGUCUUCCUCCCAGCCAGGAAUGAUGAUUUUCAAGGAGCCCCAAGAGAUGCCCUUAGGAGAUCCCAAUAUUCCAGGGGUGGCCAUGACCUUUGGUGGAAAUCUAAUUAUGCCCCCCAGUGGACUGCCAGUCUCACCUCCCAGUGGAAUCCCAAUGAUGUCCCACGUCAGAGUGCCAACAAUGCCUUAUUCUGUCCUCCCAAUGUUACCUUCUAAUGGAGGCUCCUUAGCACCUAAAAUGUUAUUGCAUCCAACCAUGCCUCCCACGGAGGCCCAGGCAAUGCUCCCCUCUUUGGCUCAGAUGUUGCCUCCUAGAGAUCCCCAUGACUUUGGGAUGCCCCCUGCUGGGCCCUCAUCCUUGCUGACUUUGGAAUCCCAAGGCUCUUUUGUGAGUCAGCCAGUCUCCCAGGAAAACUCCUUCCUACCUGAGCAGCCCUUACCGGCUCCAGGGACAGCAGAGCAGAACCCCAGGGCCCAGGAAAGGGCUCCCAGGAAGAGAUCCCCAGUUUCAAGGCCUUACUGCUGCGAGUAUGAGAACUGUGGAAAAGCUUAUACUAAGCGCUCCCACCUCGUGAGUCACCAGCGCAAACACACAGGUGAGAGGCCCUAUAAAUGCACGUGGGAAGCCUGUACAUGGUCCUUCUUCCGUUCCGAUGAACUUGGAAGACAUACUCGGAUACACACCAGACACCGACCACAUAAAUGUGACCAGUGUGGCCGACAGUUCAUGAGAUCUGACCAUCUCCGACAACACCAAAGGACUCAUAUGCGGGUGCCAAUAUCCUCGGACCCACAGGCCAACAAUGGACAUAUGUCUGGUCCUCCUCCUGUUCCUGGUCUUUAGGUCAUUCUCCUCUUCCCCUCAUUUUGGCCUCUCCACCCAGAUCUUGCCUGCCUCUGACCAGCUAGUCUCUUUGGUAGGUGUAGGCUUAGGUGAAGAGAAAGAUUAUGAGGCAGAGUUGUUGAAGCCCAUAUGAGCUCUGGACCCAGUCAGGGACUCCUCAAAAACUGUCUUGGAUGUCCUCACAUCUCUGGGACCACCUGCUUCUGCCAAGUUUAGCCACAUGGGAAGAUGGAGCAAAGUAGAGAUUGGGAGCAUUAUUAAAAAGCUCAUUAUCUUCUGUCACUCCCAGCUUGAAACCCUUUAGUGACUCUCCUUUUCUGGCUACAUAAAAUCCAAGUUCCAUAGUUCCCAGAGCUAGACUAUGUUCAAAUCCUGAAUUUACCAAUUAUUAGCCUUGAGACCUUGGGAAAGGUCUUUGAUCAUUAUGCCAGGUUUCUUCUGUUAAAUGAGACAAAUAGUGUUGGACUGUUUUAAAUACAUCUUAUGUCCAGAAUCAGAUUCUCUCUGGCACUCAUCAGGCAUGUGCCCAGAGUUUGUCUCCUCCCAUCAUUUCCAGACUUGGAUGGAUGGAUGGAAUGCCCCCCAGAGGAUGUGGGACCUGGCAUGUCAAGCAGCCACUAAAAACCCAGGAAUGUGGAGAAGUUAAUGCUCCUGGGGUGAUACUUGACAAACGGGAGAAAGCCAGGCAGAUAAAUUCCCUCUUCUCUUCAUUCCUGAACUAGUGCAAGGCACAUUUCUCCACACAGUACAGCCAAUGGAAAGGCCUCCCAAGUAGCCAGUGGACAUACCUUCUGUGCCUCUUCGAGGCUUGUCGUGAAGCAGACUCAACUUGCUGUUACCGUGCGUUACCUCCCAUUCUUCCUUGGCUUGCUUCCUUUUUCCCACUCUAAAAUGCCGUGGGUUGGCAUCACUCAAA